AUGAAACACGGGAGCAGGGGAAGGGGAGGGCUCGAAGGAGGAGGGAAGCACGAAGAGGAAGGAGAGGGGAGAUGGUGGGCGGCGGCUGGGCGGCGCAGUGCGGAACCACGGCUGAGAGGCGACAGCGGUGGUGGUGGUUUCGCGGCGGUGAAGCAGCAAGGGAGAGGGGGGUUGGGGGUGUGCGAAAUAGAGAGGAACAGGGGAAUUGGUGGGGGUGACUUGGAGCGGAAAUACGGGAGCAGGGGAAGGGGAGGGCUCGAAGGAGGAGGGAAGCACGAAGAGGAAGGAGAGGGGAGAUGGUGGGCGGCGGCUGGGCGGCGCAGUGCGGAACCACGGCUGAGAGGCGACAGCGGUGGUGGUGGUUUCGCGGCGGUGAAGCAGCAAGGGAGAGGGGGGUUGGGGGUGUGCGAAAUAGAGAGGAACAGGGGAAUUGGUGGGGGUGACUUGGAGCGGUUCUGGGCGGCGACUAUAUAG
Molecule: messenger RNA, 474 nt
Organism: Spinacia oleracea (spinach)
Lineage: Eukaryota; Viridiplantae; Streptophyta; Magnoliopsida; Caryophyllales; Amaranthaceae
Exons: 2
Coding region: 1-474 (157 amino acids)
Source: RefSeq, a predicted model, not a curated record